UCCCCUGUAUGUUCGUAGUGUGAAGCCUCUGGAGGAAGCCGAGCAAGAGUCUCUUGUGGAUUUGCAUUUGCAUUACUUGCUGCUGCCUGUACAGUGCGGUGCAUGCGACUGGAUCGGAACGCUUUCAACCUGGCACACAACUCACACCACGCAGAGUUGUUUGGAGAGGCAAAAGGAACGGAGGUGUAAGCGUCUCACUGGUGCUGAGGGUGACAGUGGCAGUGGCAGCUCGUGCCGUGGCUGCUCUGAUUUCACGACUACGGCUCAGGAUAGCAGCAAUAGCAGCAAUAGCAGCAGCAGCAACAGCAGCAGCAGCAACAGCAAUAGCAGCAACAGCAGCAACAGCAACAGCAGCAAUAGCCAAGCUUCUGUACGAACAUCUGAGGGCGUCGAGACACCGCUAGAAGAGCAGGAGGUGGAACUGCCUGGAUUGCCAGAGGCUGCAGCAGCGCAACUUCCAGUUGUGAUAGCUACUGCAGCGAUGGCAGAGCAGCAGAAGCAGCAGUGGCUUCUGCAGAGGAUUCACGGCGAAAACAAUGCAGCCGGAGAACGUCUAGUGCCUGCUCCCGCAUGUGCUGCUCAAGGAAUGCAAGAGUUGCUGCAGUGGCUCGUGCAGCGAAGUAGCAGCAGCAGCUCGAGCAGCAGCUCGAGCAGCAGCAGCAACAGCAGCUCGAGCAGCAGCAGCUCGAGCAGCAGCAGCAGCUCGAGCAGCAGCACAGAGCAGCUAGGAGACUGCAUGCGUAUCUGCGUGGUUUUCCAUAGAAUGGAAAACACGCUUGGAGCGGUUGGUGGUCUCUUGCUGAGCAGCAACACCUUUGCUCAUCAGCAAAUCAUUUUAGAGUUUAGCCAACCUCGAGGAAGAGCUGCAGUCGCUGAAGGGGGCAGCAACCUUUUGUGUGGAUACCUCUCGAUGGAUUUUUUCGGAGAUGUCAAAGGCGGCAGAAUUGAGUGGGGCUUUAGUGAGGGCUUUCCAGCCAUUCUCUCAUCUGCAUGCAAAAUCGCAGUGUAUGAAGGAGGCAGCAGCAGCAGCAGCAGCAGCAGCAGCGGCAGCAGCAGCAGCAGCAGCAGCGGCAUGCGAGAGGCCGUUGUGGGGCUUGAGUCUGGAGUGGAAUCUCUGCUGUUGCGGCAGAACACAUGCAAGCUGCAGCUUUUGCGGCGACAGCAGCAGCAGCAGCUGGUGUAUUUGCCUGCUGCAGUGCUGCUGCAGCUGCUGCUGAGCGUCAAGAGCCGCAGCUACAGAGUUGUCGGCUGGAACUGCAAGGAUUUUUGCAGAGUCAUUUUGAAGGCCGCAUGCCGCUACCCAUGCAAGCCUUCGCGUGUCAUUCCCAUCGGAAGACCAACAGCAGACGCUGCCGAAAUGUUGUCAUUUCUCGAGUUGUUGCAGCAGCAGGCAUUCGAACCGGCUACAGUUGCUGCAGCUGCUGACGCUGAGACAGAAGAGGAAGAGGAAGAGCAGCAAAUGCAGCAGCAAAUGCAGCAGCAGAUGCAGCAGACGGUUGUAGGACAGACUGCGGCUCCAUGCGAGGCGCAGCCGCAGCAGACAUUGCAGUCAGGAGGCGCUGCAACAGGAAGGGGGGGGGGGGCGGAAAGAAGGCUUUUGCAGCACUUCUCCGCUGUCUCGAGAGCUUCCCGCAACAGCAGCAGCAGCAGCGCCAGCAGCAGCAGCAGCAUCAGUAGCCUCGCCGCCUACAAGCCUAGACGUCGGCCCUUUAAUUUGAUCUUGAAGAACGUCAUGUCUCGCAUUCUCCACCCCAGAACGCAGCAAGGCAGUGCCGCUACCACCACUGCUGCUGCAGCUGCAGCUGUGAGCAGUGCCUCUGCAGCCUUUGCGUCUGACGAAGGAAGCGGCGGCAGCCAUCAGCUUCUUCAAAACGCGCAGCGCACUGGAGCUGUCGCUGCUGCUCGCUCUGUGUACUUGUGUCUCUUCAAAGCAGAGGAUCUCAACCGAGCUGCACUGAAACCAGCAGCAGAGUUGGUAGCGGCUGCAACUCGAUGUCUAGGGAGCUUUGUCGGAUCAACAGCGAAUUCCUUGUUGCCGCAGCAGAGGACUGCAGAGGCUGACGCUUCUGAAAGGCGCGUGCUGCCUUCCCAGCAGACCAUUCAGCUCAAAUAUUCCACCUUGCCAGUCUUGGUGCUCGAACUGCAACAAGUGCCUGCUGCAGUGGCUGCCAAGCUAGAAGCGCGCCUUCCAGAGAAGAUCGCCAGCUUCAUGUCUGUCGGAUACCUCUCCAUCGAGUUCAGGAGUGACGUUGGUCUCUGCUGGCACUUUUAUCGAGAAAGACCUCCUGGUAGGUGUUGGCUGCAAGAGAUGCAACAGUUUUUGUCUGAGGGAAGGUUCAAGGAGUACCACCCUACCAAGUGGAGUAGUUGGGAUUUUGUAGAGGAGCUUCUCGUUCGCUGCGCUCCCGAAGAAGCUGAGCAGUUGCUCGCCUUUCUCCACAGCUAA
Cyclospora cayetanensis is the source of this 2446-nucleotide messenger RNA. RefSeq lists its product as uncharacterized. The transcript is spliced from 9 exons. Lineage: Eukaryota; Apicomplexa; Conoidasida; Eucoccidiorida; Eimeriidae. The record is from RefSeq and is a predicted model, not a curated record. The annotation marks the transcript as partial. Gene Ontology annotation, cellular component: nucleolus; nucleoplasm.